GUUGAGCCGUUUCUCAUGGGUCGAGACCAGCCCAGCGACAGCAUCGCACAGCAAGUCAAGGCGGCUUCCCGCACUGCUAAAGGCGUGAACCUCGUGCUGGAUUUCGUCGGAGUAACAAAGACUUUCGAAAUAGCUCAAAAGUCUCUUGAUUUGAAUGGACAGUACCUCGCCACGGGACUCCUUGGUGGCGAAGCACAGUUUCCGCUUGCCAAAUUGGUGCUUCGUGGCAUCACGAUGAAGGGAAUCAUCAUAGGCAGUCUGGUCCAGCUCAAGAGACUGGUUGAACUCGUGCUCAAGAUGCCGUUCAUAUAUGACAACCUGACGUACAGCGUUCAUUCGCUGGACGAUGGCAUCCAAAUCAUGGAGAAACUGGCCAAGGGACAGGUGGUUGGACGGGCCAUAUUGAAGUGUAACGAUGAUGAUGAGUAGGCUUCUGGCAAAUCCAAAAUUCAACUGAGGAAAAUGUGUAAAUGAAUUGGUAAUGACAGCAUUCUUUUUCGAGCGAGAUCGAACAUCCAAA
Molecule: messenger RNA, 520 nt
Organism: Acanthaster planci (crown-of-thorns starfish)
Lineage: Eukaryota; Metazoa; Echinodermata; Asteroidea; Valvatida; Acanthasteridae
Product: alcohol dehydrogenase-like
Source: RefSeq, a predicted model, not a curated record